This is a messenger RNA of Dioszegia hungarica, 1428 nucleotides long. Its product is annotated as Metalloenzyme, LuxS/M16 peptidase-like protein. The transcript is spliced from 8 exons. Gene Ontology annotation, cellular component: mitochondrion. The record is from RefSeq and is a predicted model, not a curated record. Lineage: Eukaryota; Fungi; Basidiomycota; Tremellomycetes; Tremellales; Bulleribasidiaceae. Bases 1 to 1428 code for a protein of 475 amino acids. Gene Ontology annotation, molecular function: metalloendopeptidase activity; metal ion binding.
AUGUCCGCCUCACGCUUCAUCACACGCGCACUGCGUCAGCCCAUCGCAGCGAGACAACCCCUCCUCUCGCGGUCGCUCGCUACGCCCGUUAGCACCCGGUACCAGGACCCGGUGACCAAGACGUCGACGUUGUCGAAUGGUCUGAGCGUGUCGACCGAGACGAUUCCGGGGGCGUCGACGAGUACGGUGGGAUUGUGGAUUGAUGCUGGAUCGAGGGCGGAUGCGAACGGCGCGAGCGGAACGGCACACUUCUUGGAGCACCUCGCCUUCAAGGGCACCAAGACCCGCAACCAGACCGCGCUCGAGCUCGAAGUCGAGAACGUCGGCGCCCACCUUAAUGCCUACACCUCGCGAGAGCAGACCGUAUACUACGCCAAGUGCUUUGAUAAGGACGUCCCCCAGGCUGUUGAUAUCCUGAGCGACAUUCUGCAAAACUCGAAGCUGGACGAGUCGGCGAUUGAGCGGGAAAGGGAUGUGAUCCUGAGGGAACAGGAGGAGGUGGACAAGCAGUUGGAGGAGGUUGUGUUUGACCACCUACACGCUGUUGCCUUCCAGGGCCAACCCCUUGGAAACACCAUCCUCGGCCCCGAGGCUCACAUCAAAUCCAUCCGCAAAACCGACCUCUCCUCCUACAUUUCCAAAAACUACACGGCCGACCGUAUGGUCCUCGUCGGUGCCGGCUCGAUCGAGCACGACGCGCUCGUCAAGCUCGCCGAGAAGAACUUUGCCUCGCUCCCCGUCUCGAAAAACCCCAUCCCCCUCGGCCAGGCCGCCCACCAGCCCACUCAGUUCUCCGGCGCCGAAGUGCGGAUCAGGGACGACACCAUGUCGACCAUGAACAUUGCGAUCGCCGUGGAGGGAUGCGGAUGGAGGAGCCCGGACUACUGGCCGAUGCUCGUCAUGCAGUCCAUCUUUGGAAACUGGGACCGAUCGCUCGGUGCUAGCCCCCUCCUCAGCUCCAAGCUCAGCCACAUCAUCUCGACAAACAACCUCGCCAACUCGUACAUGUCAUUCUCGACAUCGUACUCGGACACCGGACUCUGGGGUAUCUACAUGGUCACCGAGAACCUUACAAACAUUGACGACAUGGUACACUUCACAUUGCGCGAAUGGACCCGGAUGUCGAUCUCGCCAUCAUCAGGCGAGGUUGAGCGCGCCAAGUCACAAUUGAAGGCGUCGCUGCUGUUGGGCCUUGACGGCACCACCGCCAUUGCAGAGGAUAUCGGCCGUCAGAUGGUCACCACCGGAAAGCGAUACACACCAAAGGAGAUUGAGCGAUAUGUUGACGCCGUCACCCCGGACGACAUCAAGCGGGUAGCACAGAAGUACCUUUGGGACAAGGACUUCGCGCUUGCUGCUUUGGGCCGAGUCGAGGGUCUGUUGGACUACAACCGUAUUCGGGCCGACAUGUCUUCCAUGAUGUACUAG